GCGCAUUGAGGAGGAGGCAGGAGUUUGGAAAGUUCGUAGUAGCCUGGACACGCGCGAAUCGCGUAUAUCAACCAAACGCUUUUGAGACAGGCUUCAGUGCCCGAACCUAGAUUCGCCAUGUUCUUUCUGAAAGAGCUCGAAAAGAUUAUUCAACUUCAUCCUUCUUACUUCGGACCGCUUAUUCGCUCCCAUAUCCACCGUGAAUUGCUGACCAAAGAGGAGGGUUCAAACACUGGCAAAUUCACGAUCGUCUGCAUCCUGGACAACUUCGACAUCUCUGAGGGCCAAGUAAUACCCGGGUCAGGCUCGGCAGAGUACACCGUACAUUACAAGGCCAUUGUAUGGAGACCAUAUAAGGGGGAAGUGGUCGAUGGCGUCGUUACCUCCGUCAUAGGUUCUGGAUUCUUCGUCGAUUGUGGUUCACUGCAGGCAUUUGUUGGCCGAGCCAUGAUUCCAUCUGAGAUCAACUUCGACUCGAACGCAACACCACCUCAGUGGACGGACAAUGGUGAUCAGGUCAUAGAGAAGGGUGCCAACAUACGCAUCAAGAUCAAGGGUCUCAGGACAGAGGUGGACAGGAUGUAUGCGAUCGGAACUAUCAAAGAGGAUUACCUAGGCCCACUACAGUCGUAGGAGACUGAAGAGGGUUCGAGCACGGAGUAAGUCUUGUCCAUUGGAGCAAUGACAAAUUUGAGCCAUCAUCGGUUCACACCAUGGGAAAGCAAAUGAUAUACCUCAAGUUCAAUUGUCCCAUGCAGCUAAAGCUGAUUGGGGCCCCCAGAAACG
Molecule: messenger RNA, 786 nt
Organism: Aaosphaeria arxii CBS 175.79
Lineage: Eukaryota; Fungi; Ascomycota; Dothideomycetes; Pleosporales
Product: DNA-directed RNA polymerase II 19 kDa polypeptide
Exons: 4
Coding region: 118-633 (171 amino acids)
Biological process (GO): positive regulation of translational initiation; transcription initiation at RNA polymerase II promoter; DNA-templated transcription
Cellular component (GO): P-body; RNA polymerase II, core complex
Molecular function (GO): single-stranded DNA binding; translation initiation factor binding; single-stranded RNA binding
Source: RefSeq, a predicted model, not a curated record